Messenger RNA from Branchiostoma floridae (Florida lancelet), 1365 nucleotides. Its product is annotated as divergent protein kinase domain 2A-like. The coding region runs from base 34 to 1365 and encodes 443 amino acids. The transcript has a single exon. The record is from RefSeq and is a predicted model, not a curated record. Lineage: Eukaryota; Metazoa; Chordata; Leptocardii; Amphioxiformes; Branchiostomatidae.
CAUAUAUAGCUACUAAGCUAGCUUUGUUUGAAAAUGUCCACUCUAUGCUCAACAUUGAGGCGUUUGCAUCGUGUUCUGCCGGUUCAAAGGUCGACCAGGUUGAAGGUUCUCCUUUUGGCAGUACUGCUGUUCGUUAUUUUUGUCUACAUACACAGUGUAAGGGUACAUCACAGACAAUCUGCCGAGACAGACGACAUCCUGAUUUCGUGGGCCGAGCCAGAAAAAUGUCCGGCGUGUUUUGGGGACACCUGUGAACUUCUACGUCGAGGUCACUUCGUGAAGGUGCACAAAGGCAAGCCGCUAAAGAAAGGUAUCGCUUCCAUCGGGACUGUAGAUGGUAAAACGGCCAUUGCUAAAGUCCUCAGUGAAGAGUAUAUGUGGCAGAGAUAUGAGAGCUUUAUAUGUGGGACAACACCACGUACUGAUGCGUGCAAUCCUUCGUCUUUUAUACUGGAGACCAUAUUGGUCACCGAUGUUGCUUUGAAACCAGACUGGUUGCGGGAAGCGUGGAGAAUCUCCCACAAGGAGAAGUCAGCCUUGUCACUUUGUCUAUCUGCCAGGUUUCUGCAAGAAGUGACAAGGUUGUAUGUCAAAAGCGAGAAUACGGUAGUUGAUAGAGUCGGACGUGCGUUUCUCUCCACCUCACUUCUCCUAAACGAGGAGGCGGUCUUACUCCGAUAUUUCACUACUAAGUCUAAAACGCCUUGGCCCUUCCCCAAGUUUUAUGGGGCUUGUGGAAGAGUGAUUGUGGUGGAACAUGCGGGGAGGACGCUAGACACUUUCAUGGACUCUUCAUGGGAAGUUCGGGUUGACAUUGCUUUACAGCUGUUACAACUGGUGGACACCCUCCGCGAAAAGGACCCGGACUGGGUUCUGUUUUUGCUGGAUGUGUCGUUCCAAAACUUCGCAGUCGACAGUCGCGGCUGGGUUCGACUGAUCGACUUGGAUGAUGUGAUGGUGAUUGACAGGCGAACGGUUGUCAAUCAAGAACAGACGGGGAUGUGCAACGAGCAGUGUUACAUGGACUUCCAGAAGACAUUGUACAGCGAUGAGUAUCAUUGUGAGGACAUUUUCAAGUACACUCCAAUGAUGUAUGCCAGCAUAUGUGCCCGACUUUUGUCCAAUCUGCAAAAACAUCCAGAGCGGCGCAAUUGGAGCAAAACGAGUGAAGAACGUGAGGAGCAAAGAGUGGAGGUUGCGGGUAGCGUGGAAAGUGAUAAGCACUUUGAAGGACUUCUACACGACCCUCCGAAUAAAAUCAAGAGGCCGCUAGAGGGCGCACUUGGACGGUGUGUUCAGGAGACUCAACCCGGAGGUCGACUGGACGCAGUCUUCACUCUGCAGCAAAUCUUAAAGAUGGCAUAA